This is a messenger RNA of Helobdella robusta, 483 nucleotides long. RefSeq lists its product as hypothetical. Bases 1 to 483 code for a protein of 160 amino acids. The record is from RefSeq and is a predicted model, not a curated record. Lineage: Eukaryota; Metazoa; Annelida; Clitellata; Rhynchobdellida; Glossiphoniidae. The transcript is spliced from 2 exons.
AUGUUACUGCAGAAACAUCAGACUACACCUAGACGUUCACAAGAACAUCAAUCCACCAAGUUUCCAGAAAAUUCCACAACAAUAAUUCAAUCGCAAAGGUCAGCUGUUCAACCCCUAACCCCAUCAAUUACCUCUACUACAUUGGAUCAGGAUAGGUUGAAGAAACUUGAUGAAGUUGUAUUGAUUGGUCGACGACGGAAAAAACCAGGUGCCAUGUCAGUCCUGAGUGCUAACAUUAAUCCUUUUCCUAAACGGUCUACAACUCGAGCCUCUGUGUUCAGCAAAUAUAGACUCAGUUGUUCACCAGCAGAUGAUUGUCAAAAAAAGAGUGCCACUUUAAGUUACGGCAGCUCAUCAAGAAGAUCACUGCACAUCUUGCAAGAGAGCGCCAAUAAGAUUAGAGUGAAGCCGGCUAGUCAUUCUGUUGAGGCCAACACCAUCAGAUUGUGGGGUGGGUUGUUGGAGCACUCCGAUUUGAGUUAA